GGUAGGGCGUGCUGGGGCGUGGGAGAGCGCGAGAUGGGUCCCGGGUUUAGCGUAGUGGAUCGCGGGACGCAAGUGCCUCAGAGAAGCCACAGCUGGGACUGGCAGUGGGGCGUUGAUCCUUCCCACAUGUCGCAGACCCACAUCUGUCCCACCGGGAGACAACUCUGAACUUUCGCUGACUUUGGACCCCUCCGGGAACCUGAACUUGAUGCCAUGGGAGGCUGUGCAGGCUCGCAGCAGCGCCUUUCGGAUUCUGAGGGAGAGGUGUCCGCCCCGGAACUUCGGCCCAUUCUACUGGACCGGCAGGGCGCCCAUUGGAAGAACGUGAUUGGCUUCUGGCUCCUAGGCCUUUGCAACAACUUCUCUUAUGUGGUGAUGCUCAGUGCUGCUCAUGACAUCCUUAGCCACGAGAGGACAUCUGGGAAUAAAAGCCACGUAGACCCAGACCCAGUUCCCACCCCCCACAAUAACUCAUCUCGAUUUGACUGCAACUCUGUCUCCACAGCUGCGGUGCUCCUGGCAGACAUCCUCCCCACGCUCGUCAUCAAAUUGCUGGCUCCUCUUGGCCUUCAUCUGCUGCCCUACAGCCCCCGGGUUCUCGUCAGUGGGGUUUGUGCAGCUGGAAGCUUCAUCCUGGUUGCCUUUUCCCACUCGGUGGGGAUGAGCCUGUGUGGCGUGGUCUUUGCUAGCAUCUCAUCAGGCCUAGGGGAGGUCACCUUCCUCUCACUCACCGCCUUCUACCCCAGGGCUGUGAUCUCCUGGUGGUCUUCAGGUACUGGGGCAGCAGGGCUGCUGGGGGCAUUGUCCUACCUGGGCCUCACCCAGGCCGGCCUCUCACCGCAGCACACCCUACUGUCCAUGCUGGGUAUCCCCACCUUGCUGCUGGCCAGCUAUUUCUUCUUACUCACAUCUCCCGAGCCCCUGGACCCUAGAGGGGAGGAAGAGGCAGAGAGGGCAGCCCGGCAACCGCUGAUGGGCAGUGAGGCCCCAGAGCAGCAGUCAAAGCCAGACUCCAGCACAAACCUCUCUUUUCAGGAGAAGUGGACUGUGUUCAAGGGCUUGCUGUGGUACAUCAUCCCCUUGGUCCUGGUUUACUUUGCUGAGUAUUUCAUCAAUCAGGGACUUUUUGAGCUCCUCUUCUUCCGGAACACAUCCCUGAGUCACGCUCAGCAGUACCGCUGGUACCAGAUGCUGUACCAGGCUGGCGUCUUUGCCUCCCGCUCUUCUCUUCGCUGCUGUCACAUCCGUUUCACAUGGGUCCUGGCCCUGCUGCAGUUCUUCAACCUGGCCUUCCUGCUGGUGGACGUGUGGUUGAGCUUCCUGCCAAACAUCUACCUCGUCUUCGUGAUCGUCCUGUAUGAGGGGCUCCUGGGUGGUGCUGCCUAUGUGAACACCUUCCACAACAUUGCCCUGGAGACCAGCGACAAGCACCGGGAAUUUGCCAUGGCAGCCACCUGUAUCUCCGACACCCUGGGGAUCUCCCUGUCAGGGCUCCUGGCCCUGCCUCUACACGACUUCCUCUGCCACCUCUCCUGACACUGGGCUUCUUGGAACACAGGAUACACUGAUAGGUGGGCAGGCCAGACCCCAGGCCUACAGCCCAGAGUCCAUCCAUGAGCUCUGCCCCUGGACUUCGCUGCAUGACUGGGCUGUAGAGAAGCGCUGAGGUUCCAUUGUCCUUGGACAAGGGGCAGCAGCUUUCCUCACUCCACAUUCACUUGGGGUCCUUCUUGGCAUUAUACCUUCGGAAUAAAUGCUUCUAUUAUUGAUUGA
Messenger RNA from Phyllostomus discolor (pale spear-nosed bat), 1773 nucleotides. RefSeq names its product CLN3 lysosomal/endosomal transmembrane protein, battenin (gene CLN3). Gene Ontology annotation, biological process: lysosomal lumen acidification; lysosome organization. Lineage: Eukaryota; Metazoa; Chordata; Mammalia; Chiroptera; Phyllostomidae. Gene Ontology annotation, cellular component: membrane; lysosome. The record is from RefSeq and is a predicted model, not a curated record.